Messenger RNA from Darwinula stevensoni, 1302 nucleotides. The record is from the annotation of a GenBank genome assembly. NCBI's taxonomy places the organism in Eukaryota, Metazoa, Arthropoda, Ostracoda, Podocopida, Darwinulidae.
AUGGCCAACGACUUCCAGAUGUACCUCGUCUCCCCGUUGAUCAUCCUCCCUCUCUUCUUCUUCCCGGCCGUCGGCAUGGGAUUUGCUGGUCUCCUUCUCGCCGGGUCUAUCACAGUCCCAGCCGUCGUCCUAAUCGCCAACGACAUCGGAGGGACAUCCACUUACCAAGAUAGAAUCAACCCCGAUGACGGGAGAAUGUUCAUGAAAUACUACGUGAAACCAUGGACACGAUUCGGACCGUACCUCAUCGGUCUCGUUCUAGGGUAUAUAUUGCAUCGAAUCAAAGGGAAGAAUAUAAAACUUUCUAAGGUAACAGGGAAGGAUCUUCCUACGGUUGUGGUGCUCGCUGGCUGGUGCGCAGCGAUAGCGACUAACAUGGCAGUCAUCUAUGGUCUGGAAUACUAUAUGAAACCAUUGUCACCGGCGAUGCCGAGAGCGGCUCAGGUCAUCUACGUCGCUGUGCAUAGGGUCGCCUGGUCCGUCGGGUUGGCAUGGGUCGUUUUUGCCUGCCACAUUGGGGCUGGAGGUCCAGUGAAUACUCUGCUUAGCUGGAAAGCCUUCGUACCUCUCGGCCGACUCACCUAUAGCGCAUACCUCGUCCACGUUCUGGUUGCGGGCUGGUACCAGUUCGGGAUAGAUUCUUCCGUCUACGUCGACCAUGAGACUCAGGUGAUAGUAUUCUUGUCCACACUGAUCCUGACUCACUUCGUGGCCGUCAUCUUCUCUUUGACGUUCGAGAUACCUGUUCUGGGACUCGAGAAGAUCUUUUGUGGACUCAUCUUUGGAGAGGGAAACAUGCCAGGCCAUAAUAACUUCCCGGUAGCUAUUAAACCCCACAGUAUGAUGGAAGGUGAAAAAGGAAACGAUUUUUCAAAGGGAAAGCUAGAAGUACUCGACCUCAAUCUUGCUUCUCCAGAGACUGGCAUUCUGAAAGGAGACAUAAUAGUGCACGACGUCUCUUGGGAAAAGCCAAAGUACGGCGGCUUAGAGAACCCUGCAUUCAUCCCCGACACGAAACAGAAACUCGGCUACGACGAAUCAUUGGACGGUCAAAGUCAGCACAAAUCUCUCUCAUCCUUCUCUCACUCUACCCCAAGAGACUCCUCAGAGGAAACCCGAAAGGCAACCGGAGAAUCAACUUCCGAAGGAGAGCAUUCAGACCAAGGAAACAAGUCAUCCUCUCCUCACUCCAGCCCCAGAGGAUCCUCAGACGAGACCAUGGAAGUCAAUGGCCAACGAACCUCGCAGUCCUCACAGGAUGAAGACGAAAUCAAGCCAGAGCCGGCAAUGGAGAAGUUCUGA